This is a messenger RNA of Cooperia oncophora, 828 nucleotides long. Lineage: Eukaryota; Metazoa; Nematoda; Chromadorea; Rhabditida; Trichostrongylidae. The record is from the annotation of a GenBank genome assembly.
AUGGUCAAGAAAGUGUUGAGCAAAUUUCCUGCACAUAUCCAGAGGAGAGUGCUAGCGAAGAGACGUACACUUCCAUCGAUUACUUCAUCCACAAUGGAAACACUGUUUAACAUAGUCGAAGACGUCUUGUCCGAGGAAGAAAUGAUGAACCUCUACGUCAAGGAACCAAUGUCCACGUCACAGAUAACAUCCGCCAAAGAGUUCCGAAAACAGGAGAGUCUCUGCAUGUACUGCGAAGGCAUACAUAAGUCAUCUCAUUGCGAUACAUAUAAGACCCCGAGAGAAAGAACAAAAUCCACGUCAACAUCAAACAACACCCAAGAAGUGAAGGAACAAGUGGUGCCGGCGGUACGAACAGACAACAAAGUGAAGAAGCAAGUCAAGAAAACUCAGAAAGUCAACGUGGUGGCCGAAAAAGAGCAAGUGGAGGAAGGCGAAUCACCCAUUCUCGAAGUUCAAGCAGCGCAGGAAAUCCAGCACUAUUCGACGACAGUCCUUCCCAUAGGAGAAGUCAUGGUCAUGGAUAACAAGAGAGGCGAUCACCGCAGGGUCCCGGUACUUCUAGACACAGGAGCAGAAAUUUCGUUCAUCGACAGAACACUUGCCGACGAGCUUGAACUCGAAACAAUCUCGGAGAAAACGCUCUUGCUGCACACGUUCGGUUCUGAAGAAAUUCAAAAGAAGAAGUGCCGCAUUGUACGCGUACAAGUUCAGGAUGUCGAAGGAAGACCUCAUGAACUGGAAUUAACAACACAUGAGAUUCUGAUCAAACCACUUCGCACUCCCCCACUGCUUCAAGAAGAUACAGAGUUCCUGAAUUUACCAUAG